Molecule: messenger RNA, 996 nt
Organism: Colletotrichum spaethianum
Lineage: Eukaryota; Fungi; Ascomycota; Sordariomycetes; Glomerellales; Glomerellaceae
Product: Fe-S cluster assembly protein DRE2
Exons: 2
Coding region: 1-996 (331 amino acids)
Biological process (GO): iron-sulfur cluster assembly
Cellular component (GO): cytoplasm
Molecular function (GO): iron-sulfur cluster binding
Source: RefSeq, a predicted model, not a curated record
AUGGCGCCCUCCGUCGUAACCCUCGACACGACCCCCGACUUCGACUUCACCCCCACUUCGACCGCAAACACGAUACCCGCGAAGCGCACCCUCCUUCUCGCGCCCCCUUCCAUCGCCUCCCACCCGCACAAGCUCCAGACCCUCCUCGCCUCCCACGACCGCGCCACCACAGACCUCCAGAUGCUCGACCGCCUCUCGGCCGGCCACAUCUCCCUCCCCCAGUCCACCUACGACCUCGUCCUCGUCCUCACCGACGCCGACGGCUCCCGCGUCGAGUCCACCCGCCUGCUCUCCAAUCGCGCCGUGCUCUCGGCCGUCGCCGACUCCCUGAAGCCCUCGGCGGAGCUGAAGGCACAGGACGGGGGCAACCUCGCCAACGACCCGACCGUCGCGCGCGAGGCCGUCCUUGCGGGCCUGGUGGCUGCCGCCGGGAGCUUCACGAAGCCGGACUACGGCGAAGAUCAGGUCGUCACGCUGAGCUUCGGGAAGAAGAAGACGGCCGCACUAGCCUCCGACGGCGCCGUGUCGUUGGGCAGCAAGCCCACCACGGCGCCGCCCGUCUCCGCGCCCCCCGCGGGCGUUGGCUUCGUCGACUUCAGCGAUGACCUGGACAUGGAUGGCGACGAUGACCUCAUCGAUGAGGACACCCUCCUCACGGACGCGGACCUCUCGCGCCCCCUCAACAUCCCCCCCGAAUGCGCCCCCAAGGCCGGCAAGCGCCGCCGCGCCUGCAAGGACUGCACCUGCGGCCUCGCCGAGCGCAUAGCCGCCGAGGACGCCGCCGCCCGCGCCUCCGCCGACAAGGCCCUCGAGGCCGUCAAACUCGGCGCCGACGACCUCGCCGAGGUCGACUUCACCGUCCAGGGCAAGGUUGGCUCCUGCGGCAACUGCGCCCUCGGCGACGCCUUCCGCUGCGACGGCUGCCCCUACAUUGGCCUGCCACCCUUCAAGCCCGGCGAGGAGGUGCGCAUCCUCAACAACGAUAUCCAACUGUAA